GCUCCUACCGCGAACAGCUUCGUUCGACUACAUUGAUACAUCCGAUAAGCCCUUCUGCACUUCUCUGCCCCUUCUCUGUAGAUCUGCUAUACCACAGCCUGUGUGCGAUCUAACGACUCAAGGCUGGACAAGCGCAUCACGCAUCACUACUCCCGGCCCUGAUUAAGCUGCACAGACUUGACUUUACAAACUUCCCGCAACUUCCCACGCCCCACGUCGCACACGCUCAAUUGCUUCUGAGAGCUUAACGUUACAGCAUCUCGCUGCUUCAAGCAAUCUCUGCAUGCCCUCCUCCGCAACGCAACGCAUCGACGCGCUCUCGAAUCACCUAGCGACCACAGCACCAACGGCUACAAAUCAAUCGCUCACCAUGUCGACAGAGAAGAAGCCCCCAAUCACAUGCCACGUGCUCGACACGACAAUUGGCAAGCCCGCAGGCGACAUCCCCGUCGUUCUUACGCUGCUCAAUCCAUCUUCGUCCUCGGACUCCACACUAAAGUUCUCGGCCACAACAAACAGCGACGGUCGCGUCACUGCAUGGAAACCCACCUCGCCAUUUUCGAGUCAGGGACUGGAGGAAGUGUUCCAUGAAGCAGGCGAUAAAAAGUACAGCCUGACAUUCGAUACCGAGGCGUACUUUGGGGGGAGAGGGGUGAACACUUUCUUCCCGGAGGUUGUUGUGCAGUUCGUGGUUAGGGAGGCACAGAAGGGCGAGCAUUUCCAUGUUCCUGUGCUCCUGGGACCUUUUGGUUAUACGACGUACCGUGGGUCGUGAAGAGCUGGGACGCAGGGAUGCUCUCAAGCAGCAUGAAGAGAACAUGGGGCACAUACGUUGUACCUCAAAUAUACCCAACCAGCAUCUACGCAGAACUUUACAUCCAGACUCUGUUCAAAUCUUGAGAAGUCGCGAUAGCAACCCAUGACUACAAACCCUUUUUUCGAACCAUCAACGGUUCGACUUGCUAUCUUCGCUUGAAAUCUGUGCAAGAUUUAACUGCAUACACAGCGCGCGCGACUGCG
Boeremia exigua is the source of this 1020-nucleotide messenger RNA. RefSeq lists its product as uncharacterized. Gene Ontology annotation, molecular function: hydroxyisourate hydrolase activity. The transcript has a single exon. Gene Ontology annotation, biological process: purine nucleobase metabolic process. Lineage: Eukaryota; Fungi; Ascomycota; Dothideomycetes; Pleosporales; Didymellaceae. The record is from RefSeq and is a predicted model, not a curated record. Bases 284 to 775 code for a protein of 163 amino acids.